Molecule: messenger RNA, 840 nt
Organism: Penicillium paradoxum
Lineage: Eukaryota; Fungi; Ascomycota; Eurotiomycetes; Eurotiales; Aspergillaceae
Product: glycosyltransferase family protein
Exons: 2
Coding region: 1-840 (279 amino acids)
Biological process (GO): dolichol-linked oligosaccharide biosynthetic process
Cellular component (GO): UDP-N-acetylglucosamine transferase complex
Source: RefSeq, a predicted model, not a curated record
AUGCAUUUCUCUCUUGAGUAUCUUAUAUCGCUCUUCAGCUGGGACUUGUUUCUAUGGCCCUGUUUCCUGGCAAUUGUGAUUGGGGUCUGCAUCCUCUUUUUGCUUCUCCUCGCUCUCACGAUUUCCCAAAACACUAUUCCGCCAAAAUGCCGCAAAAGAGGAUCUCCUACUCACCUCUUGGUGGUCCUUGGAAGUGGUGGCCAUACAGCUGAGAUGUUUUACAUGCUCCGGCAUAUGCAACUCGACCCUAGACUCUACACGUAUCGGACAUAUCUCAUAAGCUCCGGAGAUAACUUCAGCGCUGGUAAAGCCGAAGAGUUUGAGACUCAACACGUACAGAAAUUGCAAGGCCAGGCUGGUAACAAUAACUACACCAUCCUCGCUGUGCCUCGUGCCCGAAAAGUCCAUCAAUCCUACCUCACUGCGCCAUUUUCCACCCUCCAUUGCUUCUGGGCCUGCCUCAACGUGCUUCGUGGACUUCACCCAGACCAGAAGCUCCCAAAGGAGUUUACCUCUGUUUACCCAGAUUUGAUUCUGACCAAUGGUCCCGCUACAGCUGUCUGUGUAGUUGCAGCUGCAAAGCUCAUCCGCUUCUUUCUACGCGCGGGCAAACUCGCUGUCUCGCAUUUGGGCCUACAACCCGGUUUCGCAAUCUCGUCCGUGCCAAAACUGCGCACUAUCUACAUUGAAUCAUGGGCACGAGUGGAUUCACUGAGUAUGUCUGGUGUCUUGCUGUUACCCCUGGCUGACCGUUUUCUCGUUCAAUGGCCCGCCCAGGCUGGACGGCGGGCCUGGUGGGGAAUGAAGCGAACACAGUAUGCAGGAUGGCUUGUGACCUGA